AUGGCGGCCACGGCAGAUCCGCGGGCGAAGCCUCCGGCAGCGGCGCCGCACCACUUCGCCGAGCCGUGGGCGCAUCAGGCCGCCUCACCAGCCGCCGCCCAACGCAUGCCGCCCGUCGUAGCCUUGCCCUCGGCCGCGGGCGGUGGCGGCUGUGGCGCCCGCCAUCGGCGCCGCUCGUCGUCGUCCCACCGCCGUGCUCAGGCCGUCGGGGACGACACGCCGUACGACGGUGGGAUCGAGGCGCUCCGUGCCAAGCUCAUGGGCCACCUGCGCGACGCCGCGGACCGGCUCCGCGCGCCCCAGCCUAGCAGGAGCACCGCCGCCUCGCUGCCGCCUGUUCCUCGCCCUCCACCGCCACCGCCUCCGCCUCCUCCCGCACCUCCUUCACCCCAGCAAGCGGACGCUGCCGCCGCCGCCGCGACCGCGAGGCCGUGGGACCUGCGGGAGCGCACGCGGCGGCGCCCCGCCGCCGCCAGGUCGUGGGCCGCGUCGCCGUCCCCGCCGCCUCCUCCUCCGUCGUCGUCGUCGUCGCGGAGGCGGCGCAAGCGCGCCCCGUUCUCCGUGUCCCUGACGGCGGAGGAGAUCGAGGAGGACAUCUACGCGCUGACCGGCGCCCGGCCGCGGCGGCGGCCCCGGAAGCGGCCGCGCGCCGUGCAGCGGCAUGUCGAUUCGCUGUUCCCGGGGCUGUGGCUGACCGAGAUCACCGCCGACGCGUACCGAGUGCCGGACGAGUAG
Miscanthus lutarioriparius is the source of this 735-nucleotide messenger RNA. The record is from the annotation of a GenBank genome assembly. Lineage: Eukaryota; Viridiplantae; Streptophyta; Magnoliopsida; Poales; Poaceae.